GCUGUCCUUCCCGGCGGGGCGCGCGGCGCGGCGCGGCCAUGGCGCAGAGCCUGAAGGACCUGGCGGGGCGGCUGCCGGCCGGCCCGCGUGGCGUCGGCACCGCCCUCAAGCUGCUGCUGGGCGCCGGCGCCCUGGCCUAUGGUGUCCGCGAGUCCGUCUUCAUCGUGGAAGGCGGGCAGCGGGCCAUCUUCUUCAACCGCAUUGGCGGCGUGCAGCAGGACACUAUCCUUGCCGAGGGACUACACUUCAGGAUUCCCUGGUUCCAGUACCCCAUCAUCUAUGACAUUCGGGCCCGGCCGCGGAAAAUUUCUUCCCCCACAGGCUCCAAAGACCUGCAGAUGGUGAACAUCUCGCUGCGCGUCCUCACCCGCCCCAAUGCUGCAGAGCUGCCCAGCAUGUACCAGCGCCUGGGCCUCGACUAUGAGGAGCGGGUCCUGCCCUCCAUCGUCAACGAGGUGCUCAAGAGCGUGGUGGCCAAGUUCAACGCCUCGCAGCUCAUCACACAGAGAGCCCAGGUGUCUCUGCUCAUUAGGCGAGAACUCACAGAGAGAGCCAAGGAUUUCAGCCUCAUCCUGGAUGAUGUGGCCAUCACAGAGCUGAGUUUCAGUCGUGAAUACACAGCGGCCGUGGAGGCCAAGCAAGUGGCUCAGCAGGAGGCACAGCGUGCACAGUUCCUGGUGGAGAAGGCCAAGCAGGAGCAGAAGCAGAAGAUUGUUCAGGCUGAAGGAGAAGCUACGGCUGCUAAGAUGCUCGGUGAAGCUCUGAGCAGGAAUCCAGGCUACAUCAAACUACGUAAGAUACGAGCUGCUCAGAACAUCUCAAAAACGAUUGCUGGCUCACAAAACCGUGUGUAUCUCACAGCAGAUAACUUGGUACUGAACCUGCAGGAUGAGGGCUUUACCAGAGGAAGUGACAGUCUUCUACUCAAACAAGGGAAGAAAUGAAAGAACUGAAGCCUUCUAGAACCGCCAGCGCUGACCAGCAGAAGAUGGGAGUGAGGAGCUUGGAAUUGCCUGCACACUAGCAUUGUUUGACCUCACUUUGAAAUUGUUAAACCAGUAACCAGAUUUGGUUUCCAUGCCCCGGCUCCAUCUGUAGUGACCCAGUUGUAGGAUUGGGCUCUACCACAUCACAGCUGUAAUCCCUUCUUCACCUCACCAGUUAAAUCUGGGGAGGGAGCAAGGGGACUUACUGAUAAACUAAGCCACAUGGAUAUAGUAAUUCGCCUCUGAUCUUCAUUAAUCUUCAGAUUUCUGUGAGGUAAAAUCAGGCCUGUUUUUUUAUUUUUGGCCAGGUGAGGGAGUUCUGCUGUCAUCAGCACAGAACCCUUUUCUAGUAAAUUUGGUUUCUCUCUCUCUCUUAAUCCCAAGAGAUCCCAAUAGUGAAUUCAGGAAAAUGUCAUUCAUUGGGUGCCUGUCAACUGCUGGAAUAUCUGUCACUGUGCGCUCAGUGACUCUUUCAAACAUUUGUAAAAAUUAAAAAUCUCAAAAUUUA
This is a messenger RNA of Numida meleagris (helmeted guineafowl), 1494 nucleotides long. RefSeq names its product prohibitin 2 (gene PHB2). The transcript is spliced from 10 exons. The record is from RefSeq and is a predicted model, not a curated record. NCBI's taxonomy places the organism in Eukaryota, Metazoa, Chordata, Aves, Galliformes, Numididae. Gene Ontology annotation, biological process: mitochondrion organization. Gene Ontology annotation, cellular component: membrane; mitochondrion. Bases 39 to 944 code for a protein of 301 amino acids.